UCUCCAGCCCACACAUCUCCAGCAUCCACACGAACCUCGCUUCAGUCUACUUCCACAGUUACCUCCAGUUCGGUGUUUGUCGUCAAUGCUCUCGAGAAAUUCGCCAAGGCCAAGGAAACAAAAAAGAACAAGGCCUUGAAGGAGGCAGUCCUGAAUGCCCAGAAUAUGCUCAAUAAUGACGAGGCUGCCCCGGAAGGACAGACAAGGUCAACUGUAAUCCUUGCAGCCUUGCAAACAGCUAUUAACACCCGGUCAGUUAAUUUAAUGACAAUUUCGUUGGAUUGCCUUGGCAAAUUUAUUGCCUACAAUUAUUUGGACGAUAUGGAAAACGAGGCUGCACAAACCCAGGUUAUGGAAAAGAUGGUGGAUAUUAUUUGCGACUGUUUUAUUGGAGAAGAAACAGACGAAAAAGUACAACUACAAAUUAUAAAGGCACUCCUUGAUGCAGUAUAUUCCACAAGAAAUCCGCUUCACCAGUCCGCAUUACUCAAAGCAGUUCGAACAACUUAUAAUAUUUUCCUGCUAUCUCGCAACAGCGCUAAUCAGAACGUAGCUCAAGUCACUCUGACACAAAUGGUUGAUCACAUAUUCAGAAGAAUUGAGAUACGUCCAGUGGCUAAGAAGAAUCAACCUGCACAUGAAACCACUAUUGCAUCAAAGGAAACCAGUUCAGAUGACCCAGAGAAAUCUAGCGAAGAACACACCUCAGAAGCUGAUGCAUCCUACCAACAACAGAUAAUUGUUGAAGCCAACAUGGCACGUAAAUUACCUAAGCCUGAGCCAGAGCGUGAGAUUAUCACUACUACUACUAGUGAUAAUGAUGUUGCCGCCAAUGCAGGGCCCACUGACUCCCAGGUGUCUACAACAAAUGAUACAUCAAGAUUUCAGACAAAUACUGCUGAAACUGAAGCCGACCUCUUUAUCAAAGAUGCUAUAUUGGUAUUCCGUGCACUUUGCAAAUUGUCAAAGAAGCAAAUAUCAUCUGAAUGGGGAAAUGAUAUGCGAUCGUACUCUAUGCGCUCGAAAUUGCUUUCGUUGCACCUUAUUCUUACGAUUUUGACAUCGCACAUGACUAUUAUGUCCUCCCCUUCUGUAGUUCUUUCUUCUGGCAGAGAUGAUCCCACUGUAAGCCAAUUGGCUAAUCCAUUCAUUCUCGAGGUGAAACAGUAUCUUUGUCCUAGUUUGGCAAAGAAUGCGUUCUCGCUUGUGCCUCAAGUGUUCAAUAUCACACUUGAAAUCCUCUGGAAGGUUGUGCAAGGACUUCGUGUUUUUUUAAAGAAAGAGAUCGAGGUCUUUUUCAAAGAAAUUGUCUUUAGAAUCUUAGAGAUGCGCAAUGCAUCUUUUCAACAAAAGCAUACUUUGUUAAAGAUUGUGUUGCGGAUAUGCAGUGACCCUCAGACAUUGGUCGACAUAUAUCUAAAUUACGAUUGUGAUCGCCAGGCCCUGGAUAAUAUUUAUGAGCGCUUGGUCUAUGUACUCUCAAAAAUCACUACCUCUCAGUCAUCUCCUGGAAGUCUCAAGGACCAAGAUAUCCACUCUUCAGGAUCUGAUUACUCCAAUGGCCAUGGACAUUCAAACAAUAACUCGGUCAUCAUACCCCCUCCUCUGACCACGGCAACUAUUCUAUCAAACGAAAGACAUAGCAAUUCUGCUCCUCAAAUGCCAGAAUCUGCCAUCAAGUUUAAAUCUUUGGAAUGCUUGGUUGCUGUUCUACAGUCUCUUGUUACCUGGUAUGCAAAUAAUUCUGUGAGUAUAUCAUCCACCACCGAAAACGAAGAGGACCACAGCAGAGGAAACACUCCACGCGAAAGUGAGGAUCGUAGAGCUUCGUCGGAUCCAUUUACAAGUCACAGCAAUAUAUCGCUGUCUCGUAUGUCCCCAUCCCUCUCAACAAGUGGCGUCAGUGCAAAUACGUCAAACGGUGGUGGGCCCUUGACUUCUCGUAUGGACGAUCCUGAGCAAUUUGAAAAUCUUAAACACCGCAAGCAGUUACUUCAGGAUGGUAUUCGUUUGUUCAACUGGAAGCCUAAGAAGGCAAUACAGCUCCUUGCAAACCAUGGGUUCUUAGAUAUCAAUGAUCCUCAAAGCAAGGCAAGGUUUUUGUUGAAUACAGAAGGUUUAAGCAAGACCUUUAUUGGUGAAUACUUGGGUGAAGGAGAACCUGAAAACGUUGCUACCAUGCAUGCUUUUGUGGACGAGAUGGAUUUCACGGGUAUGAAGUUUUUGGAUGCUUUGCGUCUAUUCCUUCAAUCCUUUAGAUUACCUGGUGAAGCUCAAAAGAUCGAUCGAUUUAUGCUCAAGUUUGCUGAACGCUAUGUAAAUGGAAACCCUGGUGUAUUUGCAAAUGCCGAUACUCCUUAUGUACUGGCAUAUCAUGUCAUUAUGCUCAAUACCGAUCAGCACAACCCAACAGUGAAGAACAGAAUGACAUAUGAAGACUUUGUCAAAAAUAACCGUGGACUUGACGAUGGAAACAACAUUUCUGAAGAUAUUCUGCAGUACAUUUACACCGAAAUCCGAAAGAAUGAAAUCAAACUCAACGAUGAGACCGAGGCGGCCAACAAUGCUGCUCUUAUGGCAUCGGCGGGUGGCAUGGGUGGUUUGGGUAUGACUGGACUUCAGAAUGCCUUGGCCAACGCUGGUAUUAUGCGCGAUUCUCGGCGUGAGGCCUAUCAAGCCGCCACUGAAGAAAUGGGAUCCAAGACCGAGGCCAUCUUCCGUAGUAUGCUGGCUAGUCGGUCUCGAGCGGGUGAAAAUGAAACAUUUACGUUUUAUAUUGCUUCUCAUGUUGAACAUGUUCGGCCCAUGUUUGAAGUUGCCUGGAUGGCUUUCUUGGCCGGUAUGUCUGGUGCACUUCAGAAAUCUGAUGACUUGGAGACCGUUAAGCUGUGCUUGGACGGCUUCAAACAUGCUAUUCGUAUCAUUUGCCUUUUCCACACUGUCCAGUCUGAAGAUAUGGAUUUGCAGCGAGAUGCCUUUGUCACCACACUUACCAAAUUUACAUUUUUGACAAACCUGAACGAAAUGAAGCCAAAAAACGUAGAGGCAAUAAAAACGCUGCUAGAGGUUGCUUCAGUAGAUGGAAACUAUCUAAAGGGCAGCUGGAAAGAGAUCCUGUCGACCGUCAGUCAGCUGGAGCGUUUCCAGCUGAUCACGAGUGGUAUUGACCAGGGAGCACUACCGGAUAUCGCUAACAAGCGUUUCCAGGCACCCCCAAGAGGGUAUCCAACCCAACUUAGUCUUUCGGAAGAAGUUGCAUCGGCAGGUAGUUCCCAGUCUCUUGUCUUGGCAGCAGAUAAAUUAUUUACUGCUACUGUGAACCUCAAUGGUGAUGCAAUUGUUGACUUUGUUCGCGCUCUCUGUGAGACCUCUUGGGAAGAAAUUGUUUCAUCUGCUCACUUGGAACAUCCAAGAAUGUACAGCUUGCAAAAACUGGUGGAGAUUUCUUACUACAACAUGAACCGUAUUCGUAUCGAAUGGUCUAAUAUCUGGGCUAUACUUGGUGAAUACUACAACAAGGUCGGUUGUCAGUCCAACUUCAAUGUUGCCUUCUUUGCUUUGGACUCUUUGCGUCAAUUGGCUAUGAGGUUCUUGGAGAAGGAAGAACUGCCUCAUUUCAAGUUUCAAAAGGAUUUCCUUAUGCCUUUCCGUAAUAUUCUUGCAAACAAUCCUGACGUAGCCAUCAAGGACAUGGUCUUGAGAUGCCUUUCUCAAAUGAUACUUGCGAGGGCUCAAAACAUUCGAUCUGGUUGGAAAACUAUGCUAUCUGUGUUUGCUACCGGUGCACGCGAGACUUCAGAAUCAAUUGUGCACAUGACAUUCGAUAUUGUCCGCAGUGUAGCCAACGAGAGGUUCCACGACAUUAUUGCCAAUGGUACAUUUCCCGAUUACAUUUCGUGCUUGAUCGAAUUCUCGAAGAAUAAGAAAUUUCAAAAGAUUAGUCUGCCUGCACUAGACAUGAUCAGGGGUACAAUCCCUGCAAUGCUCGAGAUUGCCGAGAAAAACACUAUCGAAAUCACAGAUGUGCAUGCAUCGAAUUCUGCUGGCCAAACAGCACAAACCGAUGAUGAUUUCUUGGUAAAGUUCUGGUUCGCUGUUCUGUACGGCCUCAAAGAGGUUACUAUGCAUAGUGACGAUGUUGAAGUCCGUAAGAGGGCACUGCAGUAUCUUUUUGAUACCCUAAAAGAGUAUGGUUCGAGCUUCACACCUGAGUUCUGGACGACUGUGUCGCGCCAGAUCGUGUUUCCUCUAUUCGAUGAUUUGAAGUCGGACUCUGAUCAUCAACGCACAAUGACACCUGAGGAUUUGAGUGUUUGGCUGUCUACAACCAUGAUUGAAGCUCUUCGCAAUGUAGUUGAUCUUUAUACCUUUUAUUUCGAAAACAUAAAGGGUAUGAUGCGUCCUAUCCUUGGACUAUUCGGCGUGUGCAUCACCCAAGACAACGACACACUUGCCCGCAUUGGUUGCGAAUGUCUGGAACAGUACAUUGAGACUAAUGUAGAAAAGUUUGAUCCCAGUUGCUGGGAUCUUGUAGCUGAAACUUUUGUCAAUUUGUUUGAGAAGACGACAGCCCAUGGAUUAUUCGAUGAUACUGAGGAUCUGGUCGACAAAGUCAAGGCAAUUCCAGCUGCAAGCAACGAUACCACCAAUCAGUACUCUGAGACAACUACCAUUCAACAUGCUGAUGUGAACGAAGAGCGUCAACACAGUUUCCAGCAGGUCAUUGUCAAGUGUGUUUUGCAAUUGAUGUUGAUCCAGACUGUCAGUGAGCUUCUAAGCAAGGACGCUGUGUAUUUCGCAUUCCCGGCUCAUCAUCUGAUGCAAAUUAUGGAAUGUCUCGGGCGGUCGUUCCAUUUCGCCAAACGUUUCAAUGGAGACAAUGAUCUUCGAAUGGCUCUCUGGCGCUUUGGCUUUAUGAAGCAGCUUCCCAACCUCCUCAAGCAAGAAACCUCGAGCGGUGGUUGCUAUGUAUCGAUCUUAAUGCGUAUGUAUGCAAACCUCGAGAACAUCAGUGAUCGUGAUGAUAGACGAGUUGAGAUUGAAAACACCUUAAUUCCUCUCUGUAAUGAGAUCUUUACACUGUACACAGAGCUUGAUCACGAAACAAAACCGAAGAACAUUGUUGCCUGGACACCAGUGGUUGUUUCAAUCUUGAGCGGUCUUGCUCAACUUCAGGACGAAGACUUUCUACGCCAUGUGCCGCGGUUCUACAUGCCUUCUGUAGAACUUCUUGGUCAAGAUAACCUACUACCGGACAUCCGGUUGGCAUUGCGUACUCUACUCGUCCGAGUCGGCAAA
Molecule: messenger RNA, 5298 nt
Organism: Phycomyces blakesleeanus NRRL 1555(-)
Lineage: Eukaryota; Fungi; Mucoromycota; Mucoromycetes; Mucorales; Phycomycetaceae
Exons: 22
Biological process (GO): regulation of ARF protein signal transduction
Molecular function (GO): guanyl-nucleotide exchange factor activity
Source: RefSeq, a predicted model, not a curated record